Messenger RNA from Mesorhabditis belari, 2274 nucleotides. The record is from the annotation of a GenBank genome assembly. Lineage: Eukaryota; Metazoa; Nematoda; Chromadorea; Rhabditida; Rhabditidae.
AUGUUUGCGGGUCAAUCACUCGUCGACGAUUACACUCUGCAGAUCUUCUCUUCGGACGUCGCUUACUACGCAUUUUUGGUCCCGGCUCUACUACCGGCGUUCAUCUGUUUCUACUUUGUCAUUUGGCUUGGCCACGAAAAAAUGGCGAACGUUGACGCGAUUCCAGGAUUUUUGGCUACAUCAUUCCCGGGUCUUCCCGUUGAAGUCAAGGAUUAUAUUGCUGCUAUCCUAAAAGAAAAUGCUUCGGAAAUGGUUUCCGUUGAUGAGAUUUUCUCGGCUGUUGGCGAUCAUCUGAUAGCGAAUGUGGAAAACCUUGGGGAUGAUGUGGCUCGCCGUGUCUGUGAGCAAUUCAUGAAAAUGUUGCAUGGAGACAAUGUCCCAGUGAGCGCGAAGCAAGUGGCAACGACUCGAAAACUGGAACAAACUGUGGAUAUGGCCGCCCAGAAAGACGAUUUCCGCGAUCGCGAAAGUAUUUGGAAGCUUCAAACCCGCGAUACUCCAACGAUUGUCGAUAAGGAUAAGCUCAAGAAAGCAGAAGCGAAAACGAUGGACAAAGCCGUUGCACGUGAAGGAGUUCCAGUUGUCAAACGGAAACGGCAAGAGAUUCUUGCCACCGCUUCGCAAGCUGCCAAUCGAAGAGAACAAUCGGGAGCUGGACAAAACUCGCUGAAUGUGGCCUUGGAAAGCGUUGACAUCUCGAUUGGAACGAAACAGCUGUUGAGCAGCGCGAACGUGACGAUGGGCUAUGGCAGAAAAUAUGGAUUGGUCGGGCGCAAUGGAAUUGGAAAAACGACACUUCUGAAAAUGAUUUCCUGUGGUCAAUUACGAAUUCCUCCAAAUAUACUCAUGUUGAGCGUCGAGCAAGAAGUUGAGGGAGAUGAUACUCGUGUAUUGGAUUCUGUUCUUUCUUCGGAUGUUAAGCGAAUGGAAAUGCUCGAAAAGGAAAAGAUAUUGCAAGAGAGAUUAAAUAAAUCUGGAUUGUCCGAUGCCGAGAAGAACAAGCACAACACUGAAUUGGCGAAGCUUUAUGCGGAUAUGGAGGCAAGCGGAAUGGAUAAAGCUCCGGCUCGAGCUGCAUCAAUCUUGUAUGGUCUUGGGUUUGACCCUGAUGAGCAGAAGAAACCGACAAAGGAAUUUUCUGGAGGUUGGAGAAUGCGUGUCGCUUUGGCUAGAGCACUUUUUGUGAAGCCGGAUCUCUUACUUCUCGACGAGCCGACAAACAUGUUGGAUAUGCGAGCCGUUUAUUGGUUAGAGGGAUAUCUUCAGCAAUGGGAAGGAACAAUUUUGACAGUUUCCCACGAUCGAAAGUUCCUCAAUGAAAUUUGCACGGAUAUUGUGCAUCUUCACACGCGAAGGCUUGAUCAGUACAAAGGAAACUACGAUCUAUAUGAAAAAACAAUGAAAGAAAAGCUGACCCAACAGCAACGAGAAUAUGAGGCCCAACAACAACUUCGGGGUCACACACAAGAGUUCAUCGAUAAGUUCCGCUACAACGCCAAGCGAGCUGCCAUGGUGCAAUCUCGUAUCAAAAUGCUUGAAAGACUGCCCGUUUUGCAGUCCGUUGAGAUAGAGUCCGAGGUCCACUUCCAUUUCCCAGAAUGUGAAGAGCUGAGCAACCCGGUCUUGAUCCUCGACGAUGUUGGAUUUAGGUAUAAUGCCGAAUCUCCAUUCAUCUUCCGUAAGCUCAACCUCGGAACACAUGCGCAGUCUCGGAUUUGCAUUGUCGGAGAAAACGGAGCCGGUAAGACGACGCUGCUCAAAUUGCUUCUUGGUGAUUUGGAUCCAAGCACUGGAAUUCGUCACACCAAUCGUCGUUUGCGCAUUGGGUAUUUCACUCAACAUCACGUGGACCAGUUGGACAUGGAUCAAACGGCUCUAGAGGUUCUGACCACAAAUCAUCCUGGACGAACGCAAGAAGAAUAUCGUGCUUCUUUGGGCCGAUUUGGAAUCAUUGGUGAUACGGCCCUCCAACCAGUUUACACACUUUCUGGGGGACAGAAAUCUCGUCUCGCUUUUGCCAACAUUGCUAUGGCCAAACCCAACUACUUGAUUAUGGACGAGCCCACUAACCAUCUUGACGUCGAAACUGUGGAAGCCCUUGGAAAAGCUCUCAACAAGUUCAAUGGAGGAGUGGUUCUCGUUUCCCACGACGAGCAACUCAUUUCGCUUGUCUGCAGAGAACUAUGGGUUGUGAAAGAUCGCAUGGUGAGCAAUUUGGAGGGCGGAUUGGAGGAGUACCGCAAGCAAGUCUAUAAACAAUUACAAUUGGCCGCU